Molecule: messenger RNA, 867 nt
Organism: Myxocyprinus asiaticus (Chinese sucker)
Lineage: Eukaryota; Metazoa; Chordata; Actinopteri; Cypriniformes; Catostomidae
Product: phospholipase A and acyltransferase 4-like
Exons: 5
Coding region: 155-739 (194 amino acids)
Biological process (GO): N-acylphosphatidylethanolamine metabolic process
Cellular component (GO): cytoplasm
Molecular function (GO): A2-type glycerophospholipase activity; glycerophospholipid phospholipase A1 activity
Source: RefSeq, a predicted model, not a curated record
AUGUCUGAUUUCCCUAUCAGUCAACCGUUGCAUGGCGAAGGCAUUAAAAGUGGUCUGACUUGUGUUGUUUUACAUCUUUUGCUGUCUGCCUACUGUUACUGGCAUACGAUCUGGCAACAUACAGAAACUUGGAUUCAAAUAGGGACAAGCUGGUAUGAAAAUGAGGGCAAUGUGGGUAAAAGUGUUUUUAAAUACUUUUGCUCUUCAACUGACCCUGUCAGUUCAGUAUGAGUUUGGGGAUCUAAUUGCAUUUGAUCGAAAAUCCCCGUUUAAACAAGAUGUGACCGCCUACAUUCACUGGGCUGUAUACGUGGGUAAGGGAAAGAUCGAAGGGCUGGAGUGGAAAAAACCAGAUGAGGACAUUUUCCAUAUCACUGGUUAUGUCCCACCUAAGGGAUCUGACUGUAUAUUUGAUAAAAUGAGUGAUGUCUCUGGUGAGCCCAGGAAGUUCAACUACCUGGACCAAAAACUGAAAGUUAGAAGUAAAGAAGAAAUGAUACAAGUCAUAAGGGAAUUACACAAAAAUUGUGGGUAUUGGGAUCCGCUGAUGAACAACUGUGAGCAUCUAGUAACUUAUAUUCGCUACGGAGAAAAACACUUUGAACAGAUCGGUGCCCAAGCUGCUUCAUUAUGCAAAUUAAAGUUGCCAACUUUCAAGUAUCCGGUGGAGAAGAAGAAGAAGGGCGCCAAACGAUCUCUCUCUUCCCAUCUUGAAAACUGCAAGUCAGGACAGUGCUAAGCAUGAUGCAGUUUUUUUCUCUGUGCCUUUUUCAUCCUCACAGAAACACUGAAAUUGUUUUAAAUUAAUUUAAAUAUUUAAAUAUUAAAUGUAAUCAUAUAAAUAUUAAACUAUAAGCAUGCAUCUCA